AUGUGUGCGUAUCAGCGCCCUAAAUUCUUGCCGACCAUCUGCAGUUUGGACUCGCCAAUUCAUGCCCUGGGGGAGGGCUGGGUACCAUUGAUAACAUGCCCGGCAGACUUUCCUAUAGAAAUUUUUGAAAUCGCGGUAACUCAACUUAUACAUCACCCAGAAUACAACUCGACGCUUAUUCUUCGAUCCGAAUUAAUAUCAGAAUCCACUUCCAACUUUCCUGAAAAUAUUCCUGCGUUCGAUGAUUUUCAGCGGACGCGGUGUUUGCACCGGAAGCUCCUUCCUCGCAGACCUGGACGUGAUCCAUCUCUUGAACAGUAUUGUACGCUGUACGGAGCGACAACAUCGCAGCAGACGCAAGAUGAAAUCGAAUUUCCUCAGGUUUUGGUACUUACACCUAUCGUGGACGCAGGAUCAAGCCUUCCAUAUUACCACCCAGCUGUAUUUCACCUCGCCUUUCGAUACGUCCAUUCUCCACCAACUCUCAGAAUAGAAGUUUUACCACUUCCAGGGACCCCAUUAGACCCCAACUCGAGGCUAUAUCGCACUUGCCUAGCCCUACUUGACACUGUACACCGGUACGGCUGGGGCGCUAUGACAAAUUAUAAGAAGCGUGUAAUGCACGAUUGCUUGAUACCACGAGAGGAAUAUCAAGAUUUGUAUUUAAGCAUGAGGGAACGGUAUAAGCAUUUGGUGGAUACGUGGCAGGAGGUGACUGAUCCAUUGAAGCAUGUCUUUGAGGAUAUUGGAAUUGCAACGUAUCUAAUGCUGCUAUGGAAGGAUACCUUUAGCGAGAAAUCCUCAGAGAGUUGGCCCCAGCCACCUGGUGGAUUUCUUGACUUUGGAUGCGGAAACGGCUUGUUGACCCAUAUUCUUGUUUCCGAAGGAUACAGAGGUUAUGGCGUUGACCUUCGCGAGAGAACAUCCUGGACCCAUUAUCCCGAGGCAACACAGUCUUCACUUCGCGUUCAGGCGUUCAAUCCGACAUGCGAAGGACCAGAAUCGUCGCGCUACUUCCCACCAGGUGUCUUCAUCAUCGGCAAUCACGCAGACGAGUUGACGCCCUGGCUCCCCGUCACAGCAACGCUCAAAAACGCCUCUGGAUACAUAUCCAUACCGUGCUGUUCCUGGGCCUUUGACUCCCGAUACGAACGGUCCUCUACCCCUCCAUUUCCACUGCAGCAACCAACAGAUGAGUUCGCAGCAUCAUUGAACCUGGGCGGCGACGGGAGCCACAAGAGCUCGUACUCGAUGUACCGUAUAUGGCUUGCAAGUCUGAGCCUGCAUUGUGGGUGGGAGGUGGAGUGUGAGACGCUGCGGAUACCAAGUACGAGGAAUUGGGCCUUGAUCGGUCGACGUAGAAUAAAGACAAUGGAAAACAGCGAAUCACUAGGCAACGCAGCAGCGAUUGUAGAGGGUGUCAUAUCAAGAGGUCUGUUCAAAACACGCAAACCGGAGGCUGGCGACAUUGUGUGGGGGAAUUCGACCAACACUUCGCCACCCACAGAAUUGGUCUUUAAUCUUGGAGACAAUUCGUUUGUCCUGAGCUCUAUGUCGUUGGUGUUUUUAAUGACACCGGGCGUGGGAUUCUUCUAUUCCGGGUUAUUGAGGAGGAAGAACGCUCUCUCGGCCGUGUAUGUGACAAUGGCAGCCCUUGCGGUUGUUAGCAUUCAGUGGCUAUUACUUGGAUUUUCUUUAACGUUUAGCGACGAAGGAAGCCCUUUUAUAGGGAAUUUAAAAUAUGCCAUGCUUGUAAAUGUGCCUAUACGUCCACCAACAGAAACUGGGCGUGUGCCUCUUACAUUGUACUUUAUCUACCAGCUUAUGUUUGCUGGUGUCACGGCUGCUAUUGCCAUCGGAGCAAUCGCAGAGCGCGGGCGCCCUGGACCGGUGCUUAUAUUCGUUUUCAUUUGGACCACCUUGGUCUAUGAUCCAAUCGCGUGUUGGGAUUGGAACACUCUCGGAUGGACGAGGCGGCUGGGCGUGCUUGAUUUUGCCGGAGGAAUUGCAGUGCAUAUUUCAUCUGGCGCAGCAGCGCUCGCUAUGUCGAUAUAUCUCGGCGAGAGGCAUGGGUAUGGGACGGAAGGACCGUACAAGGCGAAUAAUACGACCCAUGUUGUGCUAGGUGCAGUCCUUAUGUGGUUUGGGUGGUUUGGGUUCAACGGAGGAUCCGCUAUGUCUGCAAAUUUAGUCGCCAUUCAAGCAUGCAUCAACACUAACAUUGCGGCUUCCGCCGGAGGACUCACGGGGGUGAUGCUGGAUUACAGAAUCCAAAAAAAGUGGAGCGCAGUAAGCUUCUGCUCUGGAGCGAUUGCAGGACUUAUCACAAUCACCCCUGGAUCUGGAUUUGUCGGCGCUCCUGCUGCCUUGUUGUACGGCGUCCUAGGCGGCGCUGGAUGUAAUUUUUCCUCCCAAUUUAAACGGUUGGGAUACGAUGACUCUCUUGAUAUAUUUGCAACACAUGGAAUGGGAGGAUUGAUAGGCAGUCUUCUUACGGGAAUUUUUGCCCAAGAAAGUGUUGCUAAUCUUUCGAGUGCGACCCCUGUGCGAGGAGGUUGGUUAGAUCAAAACUGGAAGCUGUUUGGCUUGCAGGCAGGGGCUUCGGCAGCCGCUAUGGUUUACUCAUUCGCCGUCACGCUCAUAAUCCUUCAUGUGAUGGGACUUCACCCACUUCUUGAUCUUCGCGCGUCCAAGGAAACACAAAUUUUAGGGAUUGACGAUAACGAAAUGGGAGAGCCAGCCAUGGACUAUUCGGAUUUCCCCCAUGCGCAGAAUGUCGCACAGAUCGUUUCUCAGGCGGUGAAUCAAGCCAUUGGAAGAAAUCAGGCGGCUAAUCACAUUGUUGGGGGGCAGGGCCAGCAAGGAGCCCAGAUUCAGCCUCUUCUUCAGCGACCUGCUCCUUCACCUUAA
This is a messenger RNA of Psilocybe cubensis, 2910 nucleotides long. RefSeq lists its product as uncharacterized. Gene Ontology annotation, cellular component: plasma membrane. Gene Ontology annotation, biological process: ammonium transmembrane transport. Gene Ontology annotation, molecular function: methyltransferase activity; ammonium channel activity. The record is from RefSeq and is a predicted model, not a curated record. Lineage: Eukaryota; Fungi; Basidiomycota; Agaricomycetes; Agaricales; Agrocybaceae. The coding region runs from base 1 to 2910 and encodes 969 amino acids. The transcript is spliced from 14 exons.